Ceratitis capitata (Mediterranean fruit fly) is the source of this 1592-nucleotide messenger RNA. RefSeq names its product probable cytochrome P450 309a2. The coding region runs from base 24 to 1592 and encodes 522 amino acids. The record is from RefSeq and is a predicted model, not a curated record. NCBI's taxonomy places the organism in Eukaryota, Metazoa, Arthropoda, Insecta, Diptera, Tephritidae. The transcript has 7 exons. Gene Ontology annotation, molecular function: iron ion binding; monooxygenase activity; heme binding.
UAAUACAAGAAAAAAUUUUAAAAAUGUUCCAAGAACUUUUAAAAAUGAUUUUGGAAUAUUUUUUUCAGAUCAUCCUGCUGUUGCAUGUCAUACUUUUACCGACAUAUAUAUAUCUCACAUGGAACUUUAAUUAUUGGCAAAAGAGGGGACUACGCAGUGCGUUGCCAUUAACAAUUUUAGGUUCCUUUCCAAGUAUUCUGACAAGAAGCAGAAAUCUACUCUAUGAAAUCGAUGUGAUAUACAGACGCUACAAACAUCGCUGUCGCAUGGUAGGUAUCUAUUUUCUACGCCAGCCGCAAAUUAUGGUUGUCGAUUUGCGACUCGCUCAAGAGAUACUAGACUCGAAUUUUAGCGCUUUUGAGAUGACAGCGGCGUGUAGUUGGAUGCAUCUACGUAAUCCAAAUAAAUUAGACAAAUUAGCCUUAUGCAGUGCGCUGUGGACUACAGGUGAGAUUUGGAAAUGCAAUCGUGCUGUUGUAAGCGGCGCUUUGGCGCAAACGCGGCUAAAACACUCAUAUGACUUGUGCCAAGCCAGUUGUAGACAUCUAAAGGACUUUUUGCUACAAAAAUGUAUUGGCGCCAAGCCCCAAGUGGUGGAGACUGUGGAUCUGGUCAAGCGCUUUGCCGCUGCUGCAUUAUGCAUAUCAAUUUGGGGAGUUAACGCUGGCACUUUGACAAAUACGAAGAAGAAGCAGAAUGAGUUUUUACUAAUGACAGAACGUGCCACCAAGCAGAUGAGUAGUUUGCGCAACUAUUCGCUCCUCUCAGCUGUAAUGCCAUUCUUUUGGGAGCUCUGGCCAUUCCGUUUGAUCUCGAGGGCGGUGGAUAACUAUUUUGUGCAAUUCACCAACGAUGCAUUAGAGUGUCACAGAGAACUGCGCAAUCCCAGUGGCCUGCUUGAUGUACUUAGCCUUUUGUAUGAACGGCGACACACGGGGCAUAUGAGUGAUGAAGCGUUGACGGGUUACUGCAUGACAAUGCUGUUGGAUGGUUUUGAGGAUAUUUGCAGUGCAUUGACGUAUACACUGUACUAUCUCGCAAGAGACACACGUGUUCAGGCUAAAUUACGCAACGAGUUAUUGCAAACUCUGAGGCAUGAGGUUUGUGCGGAAUUUAGUUUUGAAACUCUCAGCUCACUGUGCUAUCUGGAUCACUGCAUUUUUGAAACUCUGCGUUUAAGUCCCACCGUAAAAUAUUGUCGCCGCAUUUGCAGCCGCGCUAACGUAGUGCAAUUCUCCAAAAGCAAGUCGGUGCAAGUGGAUGAGGGCACUCUAGUCUGUGUACCGGUUUACUCAUUUCACCACGAUCCACUUAUCUUCUGCGAACCAAACUCGUACAUACCCGAGCGUUAUGAGAAUGUUGCGCCGAAGGAGUUAAUGGAGCGUCGCGCUUUCUUACCAUUUGGCGCUGGGCCGAGAAGUUGUUUGGGUAAGGAUAUAGCCAUGUUGAUAAUGAAAUCGGCUAUUGUCGCAAUAAUUACACAGUUUAGCAUUAAAACCUGCGCUGAGUCUCAACAUAGUAACAACAGUGGCGUUGACUCAUUUUUGUUGAAUUUGAACGAGAAGCUUAAGUUGGAAUUUAAAAAAAUAUAA